Magallana angulata is the source of this 1987-nucleotide messenger RNA. RefSeq names its product FGGY carbohydrate kinase domain-containing protein-like. Bases 125 to 1807 code for a protein of 560 amino acids. Gene Ontology annotation, biological process: carbohydrate metabolic process. The record is from RefSeq and is a predicted model, not a curated record. Lineage: Eukaryota; Metazoa; Mollusca; Bivalvia; Ostreida; Ostreidae. Gene Ontology annotation, molecular function: kinase activity; phosphotransferase activity, alcohol group as acceptor. The transcript is spliced from 15 exons.
ACUUUCAUUCACAAAUGACGUUAACUUGUUAAAUUUACGAUGAAUUCACAACUAUAAUUCAAAGUGAAAGUAGAGGACUGACCGAGGUAUUCCGAAUAACUGCUAGAUCAUCGCGGGAAAAACGAUGACAGCUUGUUAUAUUGGCGUUGAUGUUGGAACUAAAAGUGUUAGAGCUGCAGUCGUUAAUCGGAAUGGAAGGGUUGUUGCUAAGGCAACCAAAGAUAUUCGUAUUUGGAACCCCGAUGAAGAUUUUUAUGUCCAGUCAUCAGAGAACAUAUGGGAAGCAGUGAUUCAUGCUGUUAAGGCAGUGAUAGAAAAGUCAGGUGUUGAAAAGGACUAUAUCCAUGGAAUUGGCUUUGAUGCAACAUGCUCAUUAGUUGUCCUUGAUGCUGAUGGAAAGCCAGUAUCAGUUUCUCAUGGUUCUUCUCAUGAGGAAUGUAAUAUUGUAAUGUGGAUGGAUCACAGAGCGUCAGAGGAAGCUAUAUUUAUAAACUCGACCAACCAUGAAGCCCUGAAAUGCAUGGGGGGUCAAAUGUCGCUGGAGAUGCAGCCUCCAAAACUUUUGUGGUUGAAGAAGAAUUUGCCUGACACCUGGAAUAAGGCCGGCCAUUUCUUUGAUUUGCCGGACUUUCUCACUUGGAAAGCAACAGGAGACACAUCAAGAUCCUUGUGUUCUUUGGUUUGUAAGUGGUCUUAUCAAGCAGACAGUUUGGGAACUAGAGAGUGGAACCAGGAUUUCUACAAGACCAUAGGACUUGAGGAUUUGCUGAGUAACAAUGCUACAAAAAUUGGAAAGAACAUCCAGUCUCCAGGGGCCCCAUGUGGGAGUGGCCUGUGUGACUCUGUAGCCAUGGCAAUGGGUCUUAAUGCAGGGACUCCAGUGGGAACAUCCAUUGUUGAUGCACAUGCUGGUGUUAUAGGAUCUGUAGGUUGUGUUCCAAAGGCCACCACAGAGGACAAACCAUUUCCUUUACCAGAUCUAACAUCCAGAUUAGUUCUUAUCUGUGGAACAUCUAAUUGUCACAUGAUCAUAAGCAGGAAUCCCCAUUUUGUGCCUGGUGUUUGGGGUCCAUACUAUUCUGCUAUUCUUCCAGGUCUCUACAAUGCAGAGGGAGGGCAGAGUGCUGGGGGUAAACUGAUAGAUGAAAUAAUUGAGUCUCACCCAGCCUACAUCGAGGCCAUGAAAGAUGCAGAGGCACUCAGUAAACAAAGAGGCAAACCAGUUCAUAUCCAUGAUUAUUUGAAUGAUUGGCUGAACACCUACAAAACGAGAGACAACUUGCCAUUUGUUAGUUACUUGACCAAGGAUUUCCAUCUGUAUCCAGAUUUCUAUGGAAAUAGGUCACCAUUAGCUGACCCAACUCUUAAAGGAAUGAAAUGUGGAUUGACCUUCUCGGUAAACUUAAAGGAUCUUGCCACACAAUACUUGGCUUCCAUACAGGCACUAGCAUAUGGGACUAGGCACAUCAUUGAUGAAAUGAAAAAGGCUGGACAUUCAGUAGAAAUUAUCUACAUGUGUGGAGGUCUUAGCAAAAAUUCCCUGUAUGUGGAAACCCAUGCCAAUGUUUUAGGUUUACCUGUGGUUCUGCCGUUAGAGGAGGAGUCGGUGCUUGUAGGGUCAGCAGUACUGGGAGCCAGUGCCUCCAAGGACUUCAGUACCAUACAGGAUGCCAUGCUGAGUAUGUGUGGAGAAGGAACAGUUACAGAGCCAUCCAAGUCAGAGGCUGAGUUCCAUGAUAAAAAGUAUCAGGUGUUCAGAAAAAUGGUGGAAGACCAGAAACAGUACAGAGCAAUAAUGAAUGGUUGAAAUUGGCAUCAAAAUGACGUUGUUUACUGAUAGUACAGGGCAUUUAUUUUUUGUUUAAUUACAACUCUAAUGCAUUUAACCACAGGAGGUGCAAAUCAAUUAUUAUGGGAAACUAGUUAUUGUAGAUUUACAUAAAAAUUGGGCAUAGACGUUGGAACCUGGGGGGGGGCUUAGCCACCC